Molecule: messenger RNA, 2073 nt
Organism: Nannospalax galili (Upper Galilee mountains blind mole rat)
Lineage: Eukaryota; Metazoa; Chordata; Mammalia; Rodentia; Spalacidae
Gene: Slc28a3
Product: solute carrier family 28 member 3
Exons: 18
Coding region: 1-2073 (690 amino acids)
Biological process (GO): pyrimidine nucleoside transport; purine nucleoside transmembrane transport
Cellular component (GO): membrane
Molecular function (GO): purine-specific nucleoside:sodium symporter activity; pyrimidine- and adenosine-specific:sodium symporter activity
Source: RefSeq, a predicted model, not a curated record
AUGGACCUAGAGCUGAGGCCAGCAGCCCCCGGACCCGAUGGCCACAACAACGCAGCCUUCCAGGAUGAAGACUUCCUUGAAGACAAGAACAUGCCAGGAAACAGUUCAAUCAGGAGUAGAGUUGUACAAAGCAGGGAACGAGGAAACGCCAAGCAGGAUGACAAGCCGGUCACGAUUGAGCAGGAUCCCCUAGGAAACAGAGAAGACCUGGAGAAUGACCAAGAUGAGCAUCCAAAAGGGUGUUUGGAAAGGAAGUAUGAUACAAUUUGUGGUUUCUGUAGAAAACACAAAACCGUUCUUCGGUACAUCAUCUGGGCCAUUUUACUCACGGGUGUCCUGGCCCUGGUGACUGCCGCCUGUGUGCUGAACUUCCACAGAGCCCUUCCUCUCUUUGUGAUCACCGUAGCUACCAUAUUCUUUGUUGUCUGGGAUCACUUGAUGGCCAAAUAUGAACAUCGAAUUGAAGAGAUCCUGUCUCCAGUCAGAAGACUUCUAAAUAGCCAUUGGUUCUGGCUGAAGUGGGUGGUUUGGAGCUUACUGAUCCUGGGGGUUAUUUUCUGGCUGAUCCUUGACACUGCCAAAUUGGGUAAACAGCAACUGGUAUCCUUUGGCGGGCUCAUCAUGUACAUCAUCCUGUUAUUUCUGUUUUCCAAGCACCCAACCAGAGUUUACUGGAGACCCGUGUUUUGGGGAAUUGGAUUGCAGUUUCUUCUUGGGCUCUUAAUUCUAAGGACUAAACCUGGAUUUAUUGCUUUUGAUUGGCUGGGCAAACAAGUUCAGACUUUUCUGGGGCACACCAAUGCUGGAGCUGUAUUUGUCUUCGGUGAAAAAUACACAGACCACUUCUUUGCAUUUAAGAUCCUGCCUAUUGUGGUUUUCUUCAGCACUGUGAUGUCCAUGCUCUACUACCUGGGACUGAUGCAGUGGAUCAUCAGAAAGGUUGGAUGGCUAAUGCUCGUCACUAUGGGCUCAUCUCCUAUUGAGUCUGUGGUUGCUGCUGGCAAUGUAUUUGUUGGACAAACAGAGUCUCCACUGCUGGUCCAGCCAUAUUUAUCUCAUGUCACCAGGUCAGAACUCCACGCCAUCAUGACAGCCGGCUUCGCUACAAUUGCUGGAAGCGUCUUGGGUGCAUACAUUUCUUUUGGGGUGUCAUCCACACACUUGUUAACAGCCUCAGUCAUGUCGGCACCUGCAUCACUGGCUGUUGCCAAACUCUUUUGGCCUGAAACAGAGACACCAAAGGUAACCCUCAAGAAUGCCAUGAAACUGGAAAAUGGUGAUUCAAGGAAUCUCCUGGAGGCUGCAACACAGGGCGCAGCCUCCUCCAUCCCCCUGGUGGCUAACAUUGCUGCGAACCUGAUUGCCUUCUUGGCCCUGCUGUCUUUUAUGAAUUCAGCCCUGUCUUGGUUUGGAGGCAUGUUCGACUACCCGCAGCUGAGUUUCGAGCUCAUAUGCUCCUACAUCUUCAUGCCCUUCUCCUUCAUGAUGGGAGUCGACUGGCAAGACAGCUUUAUGGUUGCCAAACUCAUAGGCUACAAGACAUUCUUCAAUGAAUUUGUGGCUUAUGAGCACCUCUCAAAACUGAUCAAUCUGAGGAAAGAGGCUGGACCCAAAUUUGUGAAUGGUGUGCAGCAGUACAUGUCGAUUCGUUCUGAGACAAUUGCAACUUAUGCCCUCUGUGGCUUCGCCAAUUUUGCUUCCCUAGGAAUAGUGAUCGGCGGACUUACAUCCAUAGCUCCUUCCAGAAGGCACGACAUUGCCUCAGGAGCAAUGAGAGCCCUGAUUGCAGGGACCACUGCCUGCUUCAUGACAGCCUGCAUUGCAGGCACACUCUCCAGCACCCCUGUGGACAUCAGCUGCCAUCACGUUCUAGACAAUGCCUUUAACUACAGUUCCUUUAAUAACACAACCAGAGUGGUGUCUUGUUGCCAAAGUCUGUUGCACAGCACUGUUGCCAAGGGGCCCAAUGAGAUUAUCCCAGGAGGAAACUUCAGCCUCUACGCUUUGAAGGGCUGCUGCGAAUUGCUGAAUCCAUCAACACUUAACUGCAGUUGGAUCCCUAAUAUGAUAUAA